AUGGCGACCUCAACUCUCCCGCUCCUCUUCCUCCUCUCCUUCCUGAUCGCCACCGCCUCCGCCCGCCCCUGCAAAACACUCUUCUAUUUCUCCGCCGCCACCACCACCACAACCACCUAUUACCCCUCCAAUUCCCUAACUCUAAACCCUAACGACCCCAAUUCCGCCCAAAUCGCAAAUUCCCAACACAUAACCCUAAUCUUCACCACCACCACCACCACCUCCUCUCCCCGCUUCCGGAACCGCCACUUCGACCGAUUCAAUGAACUCGCCAAAUCAUUGCGGUCAGAAUCCCCCGUCAAGCUAUACUCCUCCGUCUCCAGCUCCGUCCGCGAUCGCACCAUGGACAUCCUGAGCGUCAUCGGGGCGCUGCUAUUCGGCGUCGGUUGCGGCGCCGUCACCGCCGCCGUCAUGUUCUCACUGUGGAGCCUCUUCAAUCCCCGCCACCGUGACUUCGACGAGCUAUCCUCGUCCUCCGACGAUGAUGACGACUACGAUGACGCCGCCUACGCGAAGAAGAUCGGUUACGUUGCAAUCCCGGCGCAGGGUAAGUUGAUUGACGAUGAUCUGGCGAGGGAGGUUGUUUGA
Molecule: messenger RNA, 588 nt
Organism: Salvia splendens (bonfire salvia)
Lineage: Eukaryota; Viridiplantae; Streptophyta; Magnoliopsida; Lamiales; Lamiaceae
Exons: 1
Coding region: 1-588 (195 amino acids)
Source: RefSeq, a predicted model, not a curated record